AUGGCUGCUGAUGAUCACACUCGGUGGCACUUAAAUGAUUACGUUAUAAACGAUUAUAUGAAUUUAAUUGUUGAACGUGACUCUAGUAUAUAUGCUUACGAUACAUUUUUUUAUACCCGGCUAAUCGCUUCUGGGUACAACGGUGUGAAGAAAUGGACUAAAAAAUUAAAUAUUUUCUCAAAGUCAAAACUGCUGAUUAAUAAACUAGGAUUUGGACACUGGGUACUUGUGUGCGUAAAUGUCCCUCAAAAACAAAUAUAUUAUUAUGACAGUAUAAGCCAUUUUGACGUAUAUAACUGUUUAAAUCAAAUAUGUACAUACUUAAGUAAUGAGCAUAGCCAUAGAUUAGGUAACCCUCUACCGAUAGAAGAAUGGGAUGUUCAAGUGCCUGGAAACCCCAUGCAGAAUAAUAAUAUUGACUGUGGAGUAUUCAUUUGUAUGUUUGCAAAACAUCUAUCACUGGGCGCUGCAUUCAAUUUCACACACGCACAUAUGUGGUUUUUUAGAAAGUUAAUGGCUUAUGAGUUAGGCACCAAUAGACUUAUCCCAGUAGAUGUGGAAACAACUACUAUUAACGUAGAGAUGUGGAAAACGAGAUAAUUUUACCUUGUACCUAAAUAGUAAAAUAUAAUAUAAACUAUUGAGUAAU
This is a messenger RNA of Acyrthosiphon pisum (pea aphid), 649 nucleotides long. Its product is annotated as sentrin-specific protease 1-like. Gene Ontology annotation, molecular function: deSUMOylase activity. The record is from RefSeq and is a predicted model, not a curated record. Gene Ontology annotation, biological process: protein desumoylation; proteolysis. The transcript has a single exon. Lineage: Eukaryota; Metazoa; Arthropoda; Insecta; Hemiptera; Aphididae. The coding region runs from base 1 to 600 and encodes 199 amino acids. Gene Ontology annotation, cellular component: nucleus.